This is a messenger RNA of Labeo rohita (rohu), 3189 nucleotides long. RefSeq lists its product as uncharacterized. The transcript is spliced from 4 exons. The record is from RefSeq and is a predicted model, not a curated record. NCBI's taxonomy places the organism in Eukaryota, Metazoa, Chordata, Actinopteri, Cypriniformes, Cyprinidae. Bases 1 to 3189 code for a protein of 1062 amino acids.
AUGGAGCCUGUCCCCGGGUCAGCUCUGUCGCUCCGGCACGGGUGCAGGUGUGUGCCUGAUGAGGGAGUGACUGUGGAAGACCUGCUCGUAGUCAUCGGGGAACAGCUCGGCUUUGAAAACAUCGUGUCCGCGUCACGAAUGUACAAAGCGAUUGUAGUGUUUUUAAAAUCUGAAGCACUUGUGAAUCAGUUGACUGUGAGCGGAGUAUGGGUGAAAGAAUCAUUUGUUCCAGUCACGCCGUUAUCCGCUCCAGAAACAAAAAUCACCGUCUCUAACGUCCCGCCGUUUAUCUCGAAUGACGCGAUCAUCAAAGAACUAGGGAGAUUCGAACCUGUGGAAAAUACUACUAAUGAUGAUAAUAAUGCAGGAGGUAGUUCUAAUGUAGAACCUGUGGAAAAUGUUAUUGAUGAUGAUAACAAAAUUGGUGGUGGUUCUAAUGAAGAAUCUGUGCUAAAUAUAACUGAUGGUAAGAUGGCUGAAGGGAUGGAUGAGAUAGGAGGUUUAGAGGAGAACCUCACAGAUGGGUCAGAGGCGAUGUCACAGAUGACUGAUGAUGGUGAACAGUGGUCAGAUAUACAAAGAGAUGAUGCUCAAGAUCUGUAUACUGUGGAUGAGAUUAAUGCUUUUCUGGAUGAGACAAAAGGAAAAUCUGGGUUGGUAGAUGUGGUAGAUAAUGAGGUUCAAGAAGUCAAGGAAUUGGUAGAAGAAAAUGAGGCCCAAGGAGCUGAGGAAGUUGUAGAAUUAAUGGAAGAAAAUGACAGUCGAACUGAUAGUGUGAUCUUGAAUGAUGAAAAACUAGAAACAGUUGUAAAAAAUAGUGAAGAUGUGGAAAACUUUAGGCCUACAACAAGUGGAGAAAGCGGUGCUGGAAAAGAUGAAAUUGAAGAUAACUGUAAUGAAGAAAUGAGAGAUGAGGAUGUACUUUCUGAGAUCUCAGACAUUGGGACCAGAUUUAUAUCGCUGUUGUCCGUGGAAGGGAAGAUCUUUUUCAAGAUAAUGUCCCAACGUCUAAUGGAAUAUCUCCUGAAAAAUGGUUACAUUGAUACCUCAGUGCAGAAGGGGGGAGUCCCAGGUGUACCGGGAUGCCUGGAACACACUGGAGUGGUAACCCAGCUGAUCAGGGAGGCAAGGGAAAGUAGAGGAGACUUGGCAACACUCUGGCUGGACCUCACAAAUGCCUAUGGAUCCAUUCCUCACAAGCUUGUCGAAAUUGCACUGACAAGACAUCAUGUGCCAGAGAAUAUCACCAACCUCAUUUUGGAUUAUUACAACAACUUCCUACUGAGGGUAACAUCGGGAUCGUCAACAUCUGCCUGGCAACGUCUGGAGAAGGGCAUUAUAACAGGCUGUACCAUCUCAGUGCCACUCUUCUCCCUUGCUAUGAACAUGAUUGUGAAAUCAGCAGAGGUGGAGUGUAGAGGACCUUUAUCAAAAUCUGGCACUCGGCAACCCCCCAUAAGAGCUUUUAUGGAUGACCUCACGGUGACGACAACCUCUGUUCCCGGCUGCAGAUGGCUACUCCAGGGGCUAGAAAGACUUGUCUCUUGGGCGAGGAUGAGCUUUAAGCCUGCCAAAUCCAGGUCUCUGGUCCUGAAGAAAGGCAAAGUGGUUGACCGGUUUCGCUUUGCCAUAGGAGGGACACCAAUUCCAUCGGUGACGGAAAAAUCUGUCAAGAGCCUGGGCAAGGUUUUUAACAGCUCCCUAAGAGACACAGAUGCACUACAACAAACUAGGGCCGAUUUGACAACAUGGCUUGCAGCAAUUGACAAGUCGGGGCUACCAGGAAAAUUUAAAACCUGGAUCUAUCAACAUGGAGUUCUACCAAGGAUUCUUUGGCCCCUGCUUGUCUAUGAGACGCCCAUAUCCACUGUGGAGAAGCUCGAACGUACCAUCAGCCAGUUCCUCCGGAGGUGGCUUGGGCUCCCUCGAUCCCUCAGCAGCAUUGCCCUGUAUGGCCAUUCCACCAUGCUGCAGCUUCCCAUCAGCGGCCUGUCAGAAGAGUUCAAGGUCACACGCGCUAGAGAGUUGAUGAUGUACCGGGACUCCUCUGACAAAAAGGUUGCUUCGGCAGGAAUCCUGGUGAAAACCGGAAGAAAGUGGAAGGCACAGGAAGCCGUCAACAGAGCUGAGGCACGGCUGCAGCAUAGCGUCCUGGUUGGUAAUUCUGCAGUGGGCCGAGCAGGACUAGGCAGCUUUCCCAAACCCCGCUAUGACAAGGCUAGAGGAAGGGAGAAACGCCAAAUGGUGCAGGACGAGGUAAGAGCAGAGGUGGAAGAAGAUCGUAGGAUCAAGAUGGUGGCCAUGUACCAGCAAGGCGCCUGGACAAGGUGGGAGCACGCCGAACAGCGUAAAGUCACCUGGUCAGAGCUCUGGAGACGCGAACCCCAGCACAUCAAGUUCCUUAUACAAUCUGUGUACGAUGUUCUUCCAAGUCCAACCAAUUUGCUGUGUUGGGGCUUAUCAGACACCGCUGCAUGUCAGCUAUGUAACAAGAGAGGCACACUGGAGCACAUCCUUAGCUGCUGUCCGAAGGCCUUGAGUGAAGGGCGGUACCGCUGGCGUCAUGAUCAGGUACUCAGGGCUCUGGCAGACAUAGUCAGCACGGCAAUUAUUAACUGUAAAUACCAGCACACCCCCAAGAAGUCCAUCACCUUCGUUAGAGCUGGGGAGAAGGCACAACAACGGCAAAGUCCACCUAGAGGGCUUCUCAACACUGCUCAAGACUGGAAACUCCAAGUCGACCUGGGGAGACAGCUCAAGUUCCCAGAAUACAUCUUGUCCACUUCAUUGCGCCCAGACAUGGUGAUAACAUCUGACGCAUCAAAGCAAGUGGUCCUGGUCGAGCUCACUGUCCCCUGGGAAGACAGAAUGGAGGAGGCCCACGAGCGUAAGAGGGCCAAAUAUGCCGAGAUAGUGGUGGAAUGCCGUAACAAAGGCUGGAAAGCUCGUUGCGAGCCAGUUGAGGUUGGGUGUCGGGGCUUUGCGGGUCAAUCUUUACCCCGCACUCUUAAACUUCUUGGAGUAAAAGGGCAGCUGUGCAGAAGAGCCAUCAAAACCAUCAUAGAGGCUGCUGAGAAGGCCUCAAGAUGGUUAUGGAUCCAGAGGGGGGAUCCGUGGAGUAGUGGGCAACUUGGACACAAGUCGGGGGCUGAUCACCCCCGGCUGGGUCGCCCGAGCGAGGGUGUUUGA